Bactrocera oleae (olive fruit fly) is the source of this 2074-nucleotide messenger RNA. Its product is annotated as SCAN domain-containing protein 3. The record is from RefSeq and is a predicted model, not a curated record. NCBI's taxonomy places the organism in Eukaryota, Metazoa, Arthropoda, Insecta, Diptera, Tephritidae.
UCAUUAAAAACCACAUGUUCUCCAAAGUUCACGCAAGUCGUAGUAAGUUGUUAGAAGCUCAGCCGGCCAUUUCCAAAUUUGUAAAAAAAAGUGAUGAAGUCUGCACAAAAACUAAAUCAGUUCAAGCUCUCGAAGUAAAGUUGUGUGGUUUUGUGGCUGAACAUAAUAUCUCAUUGGCAACAUUGACUCACCUGACAACACUUUUAAAAAGCGCUGUGCCUGAUUCCGAUAUCAUCAAACAUAUGCAAUUAAAAGCAACGAAAGGAACAGCAAUAAUAAAAAAUGUAAUCGCCAAAGCUGAAAAAGAACAACUACAAAAUAAAUUACAGACCAGUCUGUUUAGUGUUUUAAUAGAUGAAUCUACUGAUUUUGGGAGCAUUCAAAUGAUGUUCGUCAUUGUAAGAUUUUUCGAUGCUGAAGAAGGAGAAGUGGUGAGCAAAUUUUGGGAUCUUUGUCAAGUUUUUGAACCUAGUUCAGAUGUUGAGAGUGCUACGGCGAGGCAUUUAUUUGAACUACUAACAAAAUCCUUCGAAGAAUAUGAGAUUGCAUUUAAGAACAUCAUUGGAUUCGCGUCUGAUGGAGCCAGUACAAUGAUGGGAAAAAGUAAUUCUGUAGCUUCAAGGUUCAUUGAAAAGUGCCCUGGCAUUUACAUAUUCAAGUGUCUAUGCCAUUCUUUACAUCUUUGUGCCAGUAAUGCAUGCAAGAAACUACCUAGGAGCUGCGAAGAUUUAGCGCGAAAUAUUUACGGAGAAUUUAGCGCGAAACGACAACAUUUGUUUCAAAAGUUCCAAACAUUCUUCGAGAUCGAUGUCCACAAAAUUCUUCGCCCAGCACAAACGCGUUGGUUAUCUCUGAAAGCGGUUGUUUCAAGAAUAAUUGAACAGUGGCCUGCCUUAGAAUUAUAUUUUAGAGAACAAAUGUUAACAAGUAGAUUAAAAUCUAUUGAAAAGAUUACCCAAGCUCUCAACAAUCCAUUAAUUAAAUUUCUCUAUCUCUUUUUGGAUUUCAUUUACAAAUUUACCGAGUUAAAUGAACUUUUCCAAUCAUCAUCGGUAGUUGUUACGAGUCUUCACGAGAAAAUGUGCCGAAGCUAUCAAGAAUUGUUGGAAACAUACAUGUCAAGGGAUUAUAUUGAUCGAACUGAUUUAAGUGAACUAGAUCCAUGCAAUAAGACACAUUAUUUACCUUCAGAGCAUAUGUACUUCGGUGUUGAAGUCAGAAAAAUUUUGGAUCAGAAUGAAAUUCGGAAUAACAAACAAUUAAAAUCAGAUUUUACAAUAAUAUGUGUUGAAUUAUUAGUAGAAGGUUGUAGCGAAAUAAAGAAACGCUUCAACUUUUCGAAUCCUAUUUUGAAAUUGAUCACUAAUCUUAAUCCCCAAAAAGCGAUGUUAAAAAAGACAAGAGAUUUAAUACCAAGUUUGCUGCCGUUAAUGGAGGCUUUGCCUCGAAUUGCAUCAAGCAAUCAGCAUCAAAUAAUCGACGAUGAGUGGCGUCAAUUGCCAUAUUUUGAACUCCCGGGAAAUAUCAAAAUUGCAGAUCCAAUUGAUAGUUUUUGGGCAAAAUUAAUGGACUGCGGAGAAGGUGAUCAGGGAAUGUCAUUUAAAAAUGUUUCCAAAUUUGUGUUAAAUGUAAUUUCGCUUCCACAUUCGAAUGCUGACAGUGAGCGCAUAUUUAGCCACAUUAAUUUAAUUAAAACUAAAACUUGAAAUAAUAUGAUGGUUUCAACUGUUAAUGGUAUUCUUUUAGCCAAACAAAGAGUAAAAAGUAAAGUUAAUUGCACAACAUAUGAACCAUCGCAAAGCGAGUAUGAUCGUCUGAACAAAUCCUUAAUGUAUAAAAGAAAAACUACAUCAGAAUCUACGAAUAAAAAACUUUGUGACUUGUAUGAUGACUCGGAUCUGGAAGAGUUUAAUAGUAUUUUAAUGCCAAAUGAGGAAUUUUAAGUAUUAAUAGAAAUGAUAUGAAACAAAUAUAACUGAUAGUUUUAAGAUUCUAAGAUUGAAUUGAAUUGAAGAUUAUAUGUAAAAUGUUGCAUAGUAUAUAUUGAGAUAAAAUAAAAUAUUUCUUAGUUAUA